Messenger RNA from Ficedula albicollis (Collared flycatcher), 4417 nucleotides. It is a transcript of the gene PCDH10, whose product is annotated as protocadherin 10. Bases 683 to 3784 code for a protein of 1033 amino acids. The record is from RefSeq and is a predicted model, not a curated record. NCBI's taxonomy places the organism in Eukaryota, Metazoa, Chordata, Aves, Passeriformes, Muscicapidae. Gene Ontology annotation, molecular function: calcium ion binding. Gene Ontology annotation, biological process: homophilic cell-cell adhesion. The transcript has 8 exons. Gene Ontology annotation, cellular component: plasma membrane.
UUUUUUUUUUUUUUUGUAAUUUCGCGGUUUUCUGCCUUUUCCUCGCAUCCAAAGAGGGCAUGUCCACCGGCUGUUCCAGCAGCAUCUACCCUCCAACUCCCACCAGGAAGACAAACCGAGGACAAUCUUGAAAUACAAAAAUUUCCUCCUUGGGAUUUGCUGCUGCUGCCGUCUCUGCCGCCACUGCUGCUGCCGCGGUGCAGUGCCAAGACUCUCGGAAUAAAUAAAAGAGGGCUACUGUGUGUCUCUAGCUACAGCCGCCUAAUAGCUAUUUUAGUUGGCCGUAUAUUCCGAAGAUCACAGAUGAAGUGGGGACGCCUGUCUUCUUCGUUUGGUCAGCGUGUGAAACAAUAAUACCCGUAACAAAAAGGAGGGAGAUGGGGGAGAAAAGAAAUCCUAACAUGAAUCAGAAGAAAUAGUAUCUAGCACCCCCCCAGCCCCCAAACCAACCUCUCCCCCUCUCCCUCCCCCGACCCCUCUCUCUCUCUCUCUCUCUCUCUCCACACGCUUGCAGGCGCGGACACGCGCGCGCGCGCACACAGACACACGGACGCGCGCACACAUACACACACAUACACACACUGUAGUGUGUAUUUUCGGAGGAGGAGGAGGUGGCGGUGGCUUUUGGAAGAGGAGGCAGCGGUGGUGCCGGGGAGGGGGGAAUCUCUUUCCCCGUCUGGAGAUGGUUGUGCUAUUCCUCUUUGCCUUGCUCUGGAUGGUGGAGGGGGCUUUUUGCCAGCUCCAUUACACGGUGCAGGAAGAGCAGGAGCAUGGCACGUUCGUGGGGAAUAUCGCCGAGGACCUGGGCUUGGACAUUACAAAACUUUCGGCUCGGCGCUUCCAGACGGCGCCCAACUCCCGCAGCCCUUACCUGGAGCUUAACCUAGAAACCGGGGUACUCUACGUGAACGAGAAGAUCGACCGGGAGCAGAUCUGUAAGCAGAGCCCCUCCUGCCUGCUGCACCUGGAGGUCUUCCUGGAGAACCCCCUGGAGCUGUUCCGGGUGGAGAUCGAGGUGCUGGACAUCAACGACAACCCGCCCUCCUUCCCGGAGCCCGACCUGACGGUGGAGAUCUCGGAGAGCGCCACGCCGGGCACCCGCUUCCCGCUGGAGAGCGCCUUCGACCCCGACGUGGGCACCAACUCGCUGCGCACCUACGAGAUCACCCCCAACAGCUACUUCUCCCUCGACGUGCAGACGCAGGGCGACGGGAACCGCUUCGCCGAGCUGGUGCUGGACCAGCCGCUGGACCGGGAGCAGCAGGCGGUGCACCGCUACGUGCUGACGGCGGUGGACGGCGGGCAGCCCCAGCAGCGCACCGGCACCGCCCUGCUCACCGUCAGGGUGCUGGACUCCAACGACAACGUGCCCGCCUUCGAGCAGCCCGUCUACACCGUGUCGCUGCCGGAGAACUCGCCGCCGGGCACGCUGGUGCUGCAGCUGAACGCCACGGACCCCGACGAGGGGCAGAACGGCGAGAUCAUCUACUCCUUCAGCAGCCACAUCUCGGCCCGCGCCCGGGAGCUCUUCGGCAUCGCGCCGCGCACCGGGCGCCUGGAGGUGAGCGGCGAGCUGGACUACGAGGAGAGCAGCGUGUACCAGGUGUACGUCCAAGCCAAGGACCUGGGGCCCAACGCCGUCCCCGCCCACUGCAAGGUGCUGGUGCGGGUGCUGGACGCCAACGACAACGCGCCCGAGAUCAGCUUCUCCACCGUCAAGGAGGCGGUGAGCGAGGCGGCGGCGCCGGGCACCGUGGUGGCCCUUUUCAGCGUCUCGGACCGCGACUCGGAGGAGAACGGGCAGGUGCAGUGCGAGCUGCUGCAGGGCGACGCGCCCUUCCGCCUCAAGAGCUCCUUCAAGAACUACUACACCAUCGUCACCGAGGGGCCGCUGGACCGCGAGCAGCCGGGCGGCGACGCCUACACGCUCACCGUGGUGGCCCGGGACCACGGCGAGCCGCCGCUCAGCACCAGCAAGUCCAUCCAGGUGCGGGUGAGCGACGUGAACGACAACGCGCCGCGCUUCAGCCAGCCCGUGUACCAGGUGUACGUGAGCGAGAACAACGUGCCCGGCGCCUACAUCUACGCCGUCAGCGCCACCGACCGCGACCAGGGCGCCAACGCCCGCCUCGCCUACUCCAUCCUGGAGAGCCAGAUCCAGGGCAUGUCCGUCUUCACCUACGUCUCCAUCAACUCCGAGAACGGGUUUCUCUACGCCCUCCGCUCCUUCGACUACGAGCAGCUCAAAGAGUUCAGCUUCCAGGUGGAGGCCCGCGACGCGGGCGAGGAGCCGCAGCCGCUGGCCGGCAACGCCACGGUGCACAUCAUCGUGGUGGACCAGAACGACAACGCGCCCGCCAUCGUCAGCCCGGUGCCCGGCCGGAACGGCACCCCGGCGCGGGAGGCGCUGCCCCGCGGCGCCGAGCCGGGAUACCUGGUCAGCCGGGUGGCCGCGGUGGACGCCGACGACGGGGAGAACGCCCGCCUCACCUACAGCAUCGCGCGGGGCAACGAGGCCGGGCUGUUCCGCAUGGACUGGCGCUCCGGGGAGCUGCGGACGGCGCGCAGGGUGCCGGCCAAGCGCGACCCGCAGCGCCCCUACGAGCUGGUGAUCGAGGUGCGCGACCACGGGCAGCCCCCCGGCGGCGGCGGCUCCGGCGAGCAUCGCCCCAGCCGCUCCGGGGGGGAUAACUCGCUUGACCUCACCCUCAUCCUCAUCAUCGCCCUGGGCUCCGUCUCCUUCAUCUUUCUGCUGGCCAUGAUCGUCCUGGCGGUGCGCUGCCAGAAGGAGAAGAAGCUCAAUAUCUACACCUGCCUGGCCAGCGACUGCUGCCUGGGCUGCUGCUGCUGCUGCCCCUGCUGCAGCCGGCAGGCGCGGGCCCGCAAGAAGAAGCUCAGCAAGUCGGACAUCAUGCUGGUGCAGAGCUCCAACGUGCCGAGCAACCCUGCGCAGGUGCCGGUGGAGGAGUCGGGCAGCUUCGGCUCUCACCACCACAACCAGAACUACUGCUACCAAGUCUGCCUCACCCCCGAGUCCGCCAAGACCGACCUGAUGUUCCUCAAGCCCUGUAGCCCCUCUCGCAGCACCGACGCCGAGCACAACCCCUGCGGGGCCAUCGUCACCGGUUAUGCCGACCAGCAGCCCGACAUCAUCUCCAAUGGCAGCAUUUUGUCCAGCGAGACAAAACAUCAGCGUGCUGAGCUCAGUUAUCUAGUCGACAGACCCCGACGAGUUAACAGUUCUGCAUUCCAGGAAGCAGACAUAGUAAGCUCUAAGGACAGUGGUCAUGGAGACAGUGAGCAAGGAGACAGUGAUCAUGAUGCCACUAAUCGAGGUCAAUCCUCUGGCAUGGAUCUCUUCUCCAAUUGCACAGAGGAAUGUAAAGCACUGGGCCACUCAGAUCGGUGCUGGAUGCCUUCCUUCGUUCCAUCGGACGGACGCCAGGCUGCGGAUUACCGCAGCAAUCUGCACGUGCCUGGCAUGGACUCCGUUCCAGACACUGAAGUGUUUGAAACGCCAGAAGCCCAGCCCGGGGCAGAAAGGUCCUUCUCCACCUUUGGCAAAGAGAAGGCCCUGCACAACAGUCUGGAGAGGAAGGAGUUCGAUGGACUGCUGUCUAAUACACGAGCGCCUUACAAACCACCAUAUUUGAAACAUGGGUGGCAGCAGAGUAACCCCCAUCCUACAUCCCCCAGCCCCAGCCCCAGCCGUGUGUCUCACCCUUUACCUGGAUGCACCACUACGAAGGCACUUGCCAUCUCUGGAUCUCAAAGUGGAUUAUAAAGAAUAGUGAUUUAAACCUUCCUGCACCUCUAGGAGAUAGCACGGAAAAGGAUAUGCUAGUCACUUCUACAGGACUUACCUGAAGCAGCAUGAUUUGCACAAAAGAAAGUCGACCAACAAAAAGCAUCAGCUUUCAACUUCAUUAUCUUGGCCAUCCAGUUCUGUGUAACUGAAGGAUUUGUGUGCUGUUGGAGACAUCCUGGCCAACAAUAGGACCUAAUUGCUCUCAGCAGGCCUGAGAAAUGAGUUGAAAUGUGUAGAACUGUAGAAACUUCAGAGGCAACUGAUCCUGCCUCUCUGAUCAGUGUGUGCCUGUUUACAGCACUAUAUAUCUUUCUCUCUCCAAAAUGUCACUGAGCCCUUUAGAUGUUUAUAUUCACCACAAAAAGCCAAUCGUACCGAUAAAAGAGAUGUGCAUUAUAAAUGCAAUAUCACUGUUUUAAACUUGACUGUUUUAUAUUAUUUUUGUGUGAUCAAGUGUUCCCCAAACUAUUCCAACUUUACAAGAGAGAUUGUGAUCAUGUUCUUUUCACCUGUGGGUCAUAAAAAUGUUGUUAAUCUGAAGGCCCACAAAAUUAUCAAAGACAUUUCUGUAGUUUAUACACCGUGUUGCAAAGUGUUUACUGUACUAUU